This is a messenger RNA of Saprolegnia parasitica CBS 223.65, 282 nucleotides long. RefSeq lists its product as hypothetical. Lineage: Eukaryota; Oomycota; Saprolegniomycetes; Saprolegniales; Saprolegniaceae. Bases 1 to 282 code for a protein of 93 amino acids. The transcript has 2 exons. The record is from RefSeq and is a predicted model, not a curated record.
AUGGACGCGCUCCUCGACGCGCGGCCAAAGCCAAAAGGCGUGACGCUUUGCCCGCGCUGCCGCGGCUUUCCGAAAGAGUCGAGCUGCGCCUUUUACAAUACCAAGACAAGAGAGUCGCUGGAUUUUCCGCCGUGGGGCACCGCCGCGAUUUGCUCGACGGUCUUUCACCACCAUGGCACGACGCAGUUUGUGUGUCGGUGCCGGGACACGGCUCUGACGCCCGUCAUGGACCGGGCCAAGACGAGCCAGAGCAAGCGGGCCCGAUACCACUCGGUCGUGUAG